CAGCUGAUUAUUGUUUUGGUUCCUCGAAGGGAUGUUAUGGGGCCCAGUUUCUCUUAUAUAAAGUUUGAAUUAUAAUUGCUCUGCUUAUGCGUCUAACUAGGAUCCUGCUCAAACCCAAAGCGUCCGAAGUGUUAACCGCUUACCUGAAGCAAUGUAACGAACCGCCAUGGACGUCAUAUUUCGUGAAGUUCAAAGAUGUUGAGAACGAUCAGUUUGGAAAAUCCCAUUUCAACUGGACUUUAGACACAGGAGCAAAUUAUCAUAUCCUGCGAACUGGGUGUUACCCAUACUUAAAAUAUCAUUGCAGUAAACGACCGUGGCAGAACCUCGACACGGAGGAUAAAUUCUUUAGGAUAUUGAAAGUUAUGAACUUAGGUCUUCCGUUGUUAUUUUAUGGUUUAGCUGCCACGUGGCUCAUUUCUCACAAGGAAACAGUGAGAUUACAAGAAGGGGACGUAACCAUUUAUUUUUUGUACGCAGAAGAUAAAGGAUCACAGUUUUGAGUUGACUGAGGUAGACUGAGACAAUAGUGUUUCAGUGUUUAGAUCCCAUUUUAUGUAAAUAAUGCAAAUAAAACUAGUUUAUUCUAA
This is a messenger RNA of Hermetia illucens (black soldier fly), 590 nucleotides long. RefSeq lists its product as uncharacterized. The transcript is spliced from 3 exons. The record is from RefSeq and is a predicted model, not a curated record. The coding region runs from base 87 to 503 and encodes 138 amino acids. NCBI's taxonomy places the organism in Eukaryota, Metazoa, Arthropoda, Insecta, Diptera, Stratiomyidae.